CAAGACUGGAACAAGACAUGUUGCCAUCGGGCGAUCACAAAAUGGCCCCAGAAUCAAUUACUCACGCGCUGCUAUGACUGCCGACAUAAGCGCGGGAUUGAUGAGCGGCGGACGUGACGAGCAAUGUCCUUGCCCCUGUGCCUAACCGUUGCCUUGCCAGGUCUCUCUCUUCUGGCACAUGCAGUCCACCACCUCCCUCGGGUCGUCCAAGAGCGGGGUCAGCAGGGACGUGCAAGAUGAACUUAUGAGCAAGGGCCGCAAGCGGCUGCGCGACAUGGGUCGUGCUAAGAAGUGGUCGCUACCCUACCCGCUGGUUCCGACAGACGAGCAGCAUGUCUUUGAUAACUGGAAUUGCCUCUUCCUCGGCGGCCUGGUGCGCGCCGUCUCCAUGCACCACUUUGACGAACCGCCCUCACGGGUACUCGAAUUGGGCUGCGGCACUGGAGUCUGGGUGCUCGAGGCGUGCAAACUCUGGCCGAAAGCGUCCUUCGUGGGCCUCGAUAUCAUCAAGUGUCAGCCGGAUCUGUCUUCGCCUGACUUUGAACGGACAGAGCUGGCACCCAGGGUGACAUGGGUGAACGCCGAUUUCCUCGAACCUCUGCCGUUCAGAGACGGCCAAUUUGAUUUUGUUCGCAUGUCACAUAUUGCCCUCGCCGUUCCAGAGGACGAAUGGCAAUACCUGUUCGAUGAAUGCGCGCGGAUCCUAGAACCUGGCGGUAUCAUCGAGAUUGUUGAGGACGAUCUCAUCUUCCCUUGUGGGCGCGCACCUAAAAAAGCCAAAGAUGAGCGUGCCAGCCAUUCGACUGGAUCUCCUAGUGUUCCUCCCAAUGGCGCUUUCGGGAGCGUCUCAACCCUCAGCUUCGCGUCCAGCCCUUCCGUACAAUCAUCGAUCCAAUCAUCCGAACACAAAUACGUGUCUCGCACUUCAACACCUCCGCCGCCCUCUGCCAUCACACACUCCUCCAGCAUGGACUCAGCUAGUUCGCAGCCGCGGCAGGCCGACCAGUACACCCAGAAAGACCCUGAUAAGAAUGUCAACAAAAAGGACCACACGCGACUGAUCAAGGCUUGGGACGCGAUGCUGCACGGCCGGUUCCUCGCGCCGCAAGUGAGCUCCAUCCUCCCGUUCUACCUCUCCACAUCCUUCCGCGACAUCCGGAUGAUGCCCUCGCUGCACAUCCUGCUCCCGCCGAGCACGGAGCAGCUGAACAGCAGCAAAGAGUCGUUCGACCUGCCUGGCCAGGGAAAGGAGUCGCCGGAGGACCUAGCAGAGCUUUAUUUGAGCUUGCAGUUGCAUGGCAACAGGCUCUCGGUGGACCGCACCGCGGGCGCAUCCAAGGCCCCGAAGCAGCCGUGGAAACACGCGACGAUCGCGUCGUGGGCAUCCAUCCAUCUUGCGCGGUGUCUCAAUACCAUUCGAGCUUGCAAGGACGCGAUGUGGGACGCAUAUGUCGAGGGCCGGGGAUUCGGGGCGCGGCCGGAGGCGGAUGAGGGCCAUCUGCGGGAUGACUUCGAGACGGCGUGGAACAACUGGGAGGCCGACAUGAAGGAUCGCAUGUGCAUGCGGGCGAAGCUUCACGAGGCCUUGGCAUGGGUAGAGCCUGGGACCAGCGAGCAGCCAAAUUGGAAGGUCUGGCGCGAGCGCGCGAAUGAGAUGGAGAUAAUGGAGUUUUCAGAUCCCUUCGGGUACUACAUCUCUCCAGAAAACCUUUGCAGGAGUAUCAAAGGGUUUGUCGGAUACAAGCCGAAGGCCUGACGCCAAUUGUCGCCCUUUCGUAGACGGACCACCUUCGCCUUUAGUUCACAUCUAUGCCUAUGAAACUACGAUCUAUUAUUACGAUAUGUAUAUAGCUAUAUUCGAUUGCUGCCCAAAAUUACAAGACUAGUGCGCAGAUA
This is a messenger RNA of Rhodofomes roseus, 1896 nucleotides long. RefSeq lists its product as uncharacterized. The transcript is spliced from 7 exons. Bases 179 to 1756 code for a protein of 525 amino acids. The record is from RefSeq and is a predicted model, not a curated record. NCBI's taxonomy places the organism in Eukaryota, Fungi, Basidiomycota, Agaricomycetes, Polyporales, Fomitopsidaceae.